Molecule: messenger RNA, 1355 nt
Organism: Phragmites australis (common reed)
Lineage: Eukaryota; Viridiplantae; Streptophyta; Magnoliopsida; Poales; Poaceae
Exons: 5
Coding region: 269-967 (232 amino acids)
Molecular function (GO): protein binding
Source: RefSeq, a predicted model, not a curated record
CCCGAACCUUCCCGAAUCCCUCCACUUCUUUCUCCACCCCGCCGCGCCGGAUCCCUGCCUGACGCCCAAAAAAGAUCCCCACACGCGGUCGGGCCUCCCAGCGAACUGAACCCGACGGUGCCCGACGCGACCCAAGUCCGAACCCCCCCCCCCUCCCCUGCCGACGCGAUCCGACCGAUCGGUCCGUCGUUCAAUCUCCGCGGCGCAGGACUGCCAGAGAGGACUCCUCGAGCGAGUUCGAAUCCCUCAUCCCAACGAGGGGCAAGAGAUGGUGCUGAUCGAGCCGGAGCCGGAGCUCCAGGAGGCGACGCGCCCCUCGUCGCCGGUGCACGACGAGCAGGUUCCGGCCGCGGCCAGCGGGGAGGCGCCGAGGGCGGAGGAAGACGAGGACGCUUUCGAGGACGCGAUCACCGACGAGCAGAUGCGAGAGAAAGCUAGAAGCCAAGCAGAUGAUGCAAAAGCAGAAGGAAACAAGCAUUUUGGUGCCGGACAAUAUGAGGAAGCAUUAUCACAAUAUGAAAUGGCCUUGCAAAUUGCUGCUGAGCUGGAAUCUGCUGAAGAUAUACGCUCCGCAUGCCAUUCAAAUCGUGCUGUAUGCUUCUUGAAAUUGGGGAAACAUGAUGAAACAAUUAAGGAAUGCACAAAAGCUCUUGAGCUGAAUCCGUUGUACUUGAAAGCAUUGCUCCGGAGGGCAGAAGCACAUGAAAAGCUCGAACACUAUGAUGAAGCUAUUGCUGAUAUGAAAAAGGUUAUUGAGUUAGAUCCUUCAAAUGAACAAGCCAAGAGAUCACUGUUCCGACUUGAGCCCCUGGCAGCUGAGAAAAGGGAAAAGAUGAAGGAAGAAAUGAUUGGAAAGCUGAAAGAUUUAGGGAACUCUGUGCUGGGGCGCUUCGGAAUGAGUGUUGACAAUUUCAAAGCUGUCAAAGAUCCAAACACAGGUUCAUACUCCAUUUCGUUCCAGAAGUAAAGUAACUCAAGGUGAUGAAAUACACGGAUGAAUAUGGCCGGGCACCAUAUUUCAGUUAUGGACUCACUGAAAGACAUGGUAAUUAUUCAAGGCGCUUGUGUAUCACAUACCCGGUACAUAUUCAAAUAUAGUGCCGCCGAUCAUUCUCAAGGGAGCAUGAACAAGAACAAUCCUGGAUUAUUUCGUCUGUACUUGUUGCACGUCAGAGAUGAUUUCCCAAAGGUGCAAACUUGUAUGAUACACAUUUUCAACCCUGGUUUUUUUCUAAAGUAGAAUGUUGUUCUUAUUGCUUGAGAUGGAAGUGUUUUCCUGUUGCAAAACGGAUUGUUUUUUAUGUUGUAAUUAUGCCUUCUCUGUUCAAGUACUGCAUUUGCAAACUUUUGAUACA